AUGUCCUCCUGGGCACUGGUCGUGUGCCUGGUUGCUCUGAGCCACUGUGCUCUUGCAGGAAAAGUCUGUCCCAGGCCCCCAGAAGUGCUCUUUGCCACCGUGAAUGUGGACAAGAGCGUGUACGAGGUGGGGGAGUCAGUGGAAUACACCUGCAGGCCUGGCUUUGUCCCCAACAACGGCCAGAGGAAAUACACCUGCCUGCCCACCGGCAAGUGGCCUCUCAACACCCUGCUGUGCCUACCACAGAGAUGUCCCAAUCCUGGACCCUUGAAGAAUGGAAAAAUUGAUUCUAUAGACCACCACUAUCAGAGUUCUUUAAGCUUUUCAUGUGAUCCAGGUUACACCCUCGUUGGGACAAGAACGAGCCAAUGCAUGGCAGAUGGAAAGUGGAGUGGAAUUUUUCCACAGUGUCAACCGGUGACUUGUGCACCUCCCUCACUUCCUGAGUUUGGAACCCUUUCUUAUCGCCUCUCCAAACCUGGAAACAUUUCUCAUUUCCUGGACACAAUCACUUUUGAAUGUGUACCUCCCCUGGCACUCAUUGGGAAUGAGACAGCCACCUGCAUGGCCAACGGGAGCUGGAGCAGCAUUCCUGAGUGCAAGGUUGUCACGUGCCCCACCCCAUCAGGAAUAGAAAAUGGCUUCCUGGAGUUAGUUGCUCGUCGAACCUACCACUACAACGAAAGCGUCAGCUUCGGCUGCCAGCCCAGCUACGUGCUGGAGGGGCCCAAGCACUCCCGAUGUGAGAAGACUGGGAACUGGUCCACAAAGCCCACCUGCAGAGGUCCAUGCAAAAUACCAGUUAAGAAAGCUGUAGUAUUAUAUAAUGGUGAGAAGAAAAGAGUUCAAAAUGACCUUAAGGAUGGCAUUCAGCAUGGUGAAACUGUAUCCUUCUUCUGCAAGAAUAAAGAAAAAACCUGUGCCUAUACUGUGGAUGUUCCAUGUGUGGAUGGCAACCUUACCCUCCCUGCCUGUUUCAAAGAACGUGGCUUUUUUUCAUCUCUUGUGAAGAAGGACCCAUCAGACAUGAAACCAUGUGAAGUUGAAGAGUGA
This is a messenger RNA of Chaetura pelagica (chimney swift), 1053 nucleotides long. RefSeq names its product apolipoprotein H (beta-2-glycoprotein I) (gene APOH). The record is from RefSeq and is a predicted model, not a curated record. NCBI's taxonomy places the organism in Eukaryota, Metazoa, Chordata, Aves, Apodiformes, Apodidae. The coding region runs from base 1 to 1053 and encodes 350 amino acids. The transcript has 8 exons.